AUGCUUGACGCUGCUGUGUGUGGUGCAGUCUUUGCAUCGCCCGGUGUACAGCAGAUUCUUCAAGGACUAGGAUAUAUCUCCUCCCGGCAUGGUACCCUCAUGAUCGUCAAGAAUUACACGGGUGACAAGCUCAACUUCGGGCUCGCUGCUGAGAUCUACCAAGCCACGGCAAAACAUCACAUGGAGAUGGUCGUGGUGCAAGACGAUGUCUCUGUACCUCGAUCGCGCAACCAGAAAGUUGGUCGAAGAGGUCUAGCUGGAACGGUUCUCGUUCACAAGAUAGCUGGUGCAGCGGCUUCCGCAGGUGGCACGUUGACACAGGUCGCACAAGUGGCACAGUACGUGGCCAAUAACAUUGUCACUAUCGGAGCGUCUCUGGAUCACUGUAUCCCGCCUGGUCACAGUGAGGUGAUGUCUCUCGCCAGCGAUGAAAUUGAGCUUGGAAUGGGAAUACACAAUGAACCGGGGACGAGGAAAAUCUCUCCUCAGCCAGACAUUGUGACCCUCGUCGACGGCAUGCUGGACCAUCUGCUGAACCCGAAUGACCCCGGUCGCGCUUAUUUGGAAAUCCACGGCACCCCCCAAAGGCUUCCGGUGGUUCUGUUGGUCAACAACCUCGGUGGUUUAUCUGUAUUGGAGAUUCAUGCAAUCUCCCAUGUCGCCGUUUCGCGUUUGGAAGAGACGUACCAGAUUCGGCCACAAAGAAUAUACGUGGGGCCGUACAUGACAUCUCUGAACGGGCCAGGCUUCAGUAUCAGCCUGCUUAAUUUGGAACCCAAGGCAGAUGGCCCAGAGCCUUCCUAUCUGUUGUCUCUCCUCGAUGCACCUGCUCAGUGCGCAGGAUGGACCCCAUCCUUGUUGGAAUCUUCAACACAGCAACUCCCGAUUGACAGCAGAGUGGUGUCUGGUGGCCCAGUUGUGGACUUUUCUAGUGUGGAAAGCAUACCAUGUGACGCUUCAUUCGUAUCUACCUUGUUUGAAAAUGUCUACAGAGAAGUCGCGAAGCAAGAGCCCGAGAUCACUCACUUCGAUACCGUGAUCGGCGACGGGGAUUGUGGCACAACCUUGCUAUCAGGAGCGAAAGCAGUUCUCGACGUGGUGAACGGUGGAAGCCACGAUAGCCUGUCGCAUAUUCUCCUUGACGUUUCAAAAGCUGUCAUGGAUACUAUGGGUGGCACAUCUGGAGCUUUGUAUGGCUUGUUCUUUGGAGCCUUCGCGAGAUCUGUCCAACAGCACUACAAGCAGGAUCAAGGUCUAUCUGCAUCCGUUUUUGCGAAGAGUGCACAGGAUGCUCUUGAGAACCUCAAGCGAUAUACCACUGCCCGUGAGGGGAGUAGGACCCUGAUGGAUACGCUCAUUCCUUUCGUCCGGACAUUUAGCGAGGCGUCUACCAGGAGCGAUGACAUUGCAAACAUACUUGCAUCGUCCUUGGAGGCUGCGAAAAAAGGCACGGAAGCGACCAAGGAGCUACCAUCGUCUUUCGGACGCUCAGCAUAUGUCGGAGCACACUCUGGUGCUGAGAAUGGUGAAAAGCACGAUAUCACUGGUGCGAUACCAGACCCUGGGGCAUGCGGUGUCGUAGCCGUUUUGACGGGCUUAUAUUCAACCUUCUCGACUUCCAAGUGA
Exophiala spinifera is the source of this 1626-nucleotide messenger RNA. RefSeq names its product dihydroxyacetone kinase. The record is from RefSeq and is a predicted model, not a curated record. Bases 1 to 1626 code for a protein of 541 amino acids. Gene Ontology annotation, cellular component: cytosol. Gene Ontology annotation, biological process: glycerol catabolic process. Gene Ontology annotation, molecular function: glycerone kinase activity. The transcript is spliced from 2 exons. NCBI's taxonomy places the organism in Eukaryota, Fungi, Ascomycota, Eurotiomycetes, Chaetothyriales, Herpotrichiellaceae.